Messenger RNA from Aureobasidium pullulans EXF-150, 891 nucleotides. RefSeq lists its product as uncharacterized. The record is from RefSeq and is a predicted model, not a curated record. The transcript has 3 exons. Bases 297 to 626 code for a protein of 109 amino acids. NCBI's taxonomy places the organism in Eukaryota, Fungi, Ascomycota, Dothideomycetes, Dothideales, Saccotheciaceae.
CAGCACACAAGAUGCAUCUUACCUAUCGGUUUACCAGGACUGAGAUAUGCCAAGUGCAACAGAAAGCAUCAUCCCGGUUUGCUGCCCAGCUUGAUGGGGAUCGUGAAAUUGACGUGUCAAGAUCAAGACCCAAUCUUGAACGAUGGGUCAUGGUAUAAGAACUGGUACUUCGAAGCUGUAGAUUGUCAGAUCAUACUCCACUCUAUCACUCAAGCUGUGCCUCUCAGUACCUGUAAAAGUCAACACGAUCUCCACUGCAGUUCAUCCUACUCUAUCUUCGCCAACCUUCUUCCAAAAUGGCUUCCAUGACCGCUUCAAGACUUCACACCGCCACCACUACUCCGGUCCACUCUACCGUCUGGCAGAACAAGCUCAUGAAUGAGUGCAGAAGCCGUGGCCUUCGUGCUCCCAACUUCCAGGAAUGCUCUGACAGACGCGGUGGCCGCACCGCCUGGUCCAGCGUCGUUGAGGUCAAUGGAUGCAAGCACCAAGCUCGCUACUGGUACGACGGAGACUGGGUCAACAACGCACGCGAAGACGCGGCAGAGGUCGCCCUCCAGCGUAUGGGUGUCAUUCCUGCACCUCGCGGCCCUCAUGCUCGUCUUCUCGGCUCCAUCAGCGCCUAAGAAGGCUCACCUUCCGGCAAUUUCUUUUGUUCUCGUCUGGGUAUUGUUUUGAGGAGUCAGAAAAGGUCUUAUAUCAGGGAAGUGUUUCUUCCAAUGGGGUCAAUCUUUCAUAAAGGCGCGCAUCGGGUCCGGAUCCAAAGACAGCUCAGCUACAUCAGCAGCAUGGCGAAAAGGCGUUGACUCUUACACAGGGGAAGAAUCUAGACAGAUACACUUGGGAUUUCUUUUGUCGAGUCUACUGUAGUAUCUGUAUCGUACAUCUUCU